GUUCCCCAAACGCUCUCCGCAUCUUUCUUUUGAUCCCCACAUUCCCAACAAGCAAAAGCAACUCGAUCUGCAAGACAGCAGCAUCUGAAGAAGCAAAGCAUCCGAUCCAACCUCCUCCCUGCGUCCCAUGGAUGAAUCUGACGAGCGCGGCAACGGCGGCGGCCAUCACCACGGCUACGAGUGGAAGCUCCCGGCGGCGCUGUCGGCGAACACGACGAGCGUGCACGUGACGGCGCUGGACGGGGUGGUCAACGUGAACUCGCUCUUCACGGUGGCCGUCUUCGUGGGCCUCUCCCUCGCGAGCCCCGGCGAGCUCCGCAGCCUUGCCGGAGACCCGUCCUGCGACGCCGGGCCCGACGUGGCGCGGUCCCUGCUGGUCCUCGAGGUGGUCGCCUUCUCCUCCUUCCUCUUCUCCAGCCUCGUCGCGCAGGGCCUCAAGCUCGCGAUCAACCUCAUCAACUCCAAGGAUCCUGACGACACGCACGCCCACAUCGACGCCCGCCUGCUCCGGCUCGGGAUGCUGGCCUCCGCCGUGGGCUCCGUCGUCGGCUGCGUCUUCUUGAUGGCGUCCAUGGUGAUGGUCGUGCAGAUCCGGCUCGGCACCCUGGGAUGCGCCAGCAACCGGGCCGCUGCCAAGGCCGCCGCGGGGCUCGUCGGGCUCGUCUCCACCGCCCUCGUCGUGUACAUCAGCACCGUCUUCUACACUUUCACUCACUGAUUGACAGAUUACUGCUGCUGAUACAUCAGGUUCCAUGGAUCUUGCUUGCCAGUUGCCACUGUCUCGUUUUUGUUUUUUAGCUUUUAGUGGAGUGCCGAGGUGUUUUAGCUGUCUAUGUACAAUGUAUUGUUGCA
Molecule: messenger RNA, 852 nt
Organism: Triticum dicoccoides
Lineage: Eukaryota; Viridiplantae; Streptophyta; Magnoliopsida; Poales; Poaceae
Exons: 2
Coding region: 128-718 (196 amino acids)
Source: RefSeq, a predicted model, not a curated record